GGGCCGAUCAACCCGGGACCCCCAACAUCCUGGGAUGGUUGCUGACGGAGACUUCGUCCGUUUUAAGAUCUUGGGGUGGAUAGCUACAUGAAUCCCAAGAACCUCGACCACAACAUCAGCGCAAUACCUCCCAGAGUUACACAGGCAGAUGUGAGAUGCGAGGUCCCCUUCCUUGAGGUGUGAGGGGAGGACGAACAAGAGGAAUAAUAUUAGUGGGCGACGGUUGCACCGACAUCUACUGCGUACUAACUCUUGAGUCUGCUGUGAAGCGCACAACGCACCUGCAGGAGGCUCGGUCUGAUAGGCUGGGAUAGCCCCCGAAAACGGGCGUAAAGUGCGGCACAGCAUUGGAAGGCCGGGCCGGUUGGAGGGUCAAUGCAGCCAUCAUCAGUAAUUGAACAAGUUGGGCGUUCUCCCUUCCAGCCUGCAGGCCCCAAGCACGCCGCAAGCAACUCACUAGGCCCAAAUCGGGCAUAUCCGACGAUCUAUGUGGGAAUAUCAUAUCUCAAGAACAAGGAUGACUGGGUGUCAACAUGUCAACAGUGUAGUACUCUGUAGAGUACUCCGUAGUCAGUGUCAAGGUCCUGCUCGGUGGUUGUUUAACUAAAUUAGUCUCGUCUCCGCCGGGCCGCAACAACCUUGAUCCGCGGUCGCGAGCACAAGCGCUCUCAAAACCAAAACACGUAUCCAACGUCUAUCCAUGUCCGCACAGCGUAACCAUCUCCACGAGCGUCCAGGAUUAUCGCCCCUCUUCCCCUCACUGCUAGCCUUGGUCUACGUUGUUUGCGUGCCCUCCCGAGGCUCCCAUAAACAGUUGGCGGAUGAGUGGCCAUCAAGCUCGUAUCGGUGCUGGGUCUAGGUAAAUGGGCUCCAGCGUCCAGGUCAAUGAAUCCUUCUCAGGCCGCAUUUACUCGAACCGUCUGUGGCUACAUGUGUAUUCGGCCAAAAAGAAGCCAUGUAACCAUGGAUGGAAGUCUACUGUGUAGUGUGGCUGGAUUUAAAAUCGUGUGCGACAUCAACAUCACCAUUCCCCGAGAGAGCUGGCUUUUUUUGAACGUGGGUCUGGUCUAGGAUCAGCGUGUCCGAGCUUUGCACCUCAACAAUAUCUUCCAUGACAGCCUUCCGAACACAUUUUCAGCCUUAACCCCUUUUAGCGCUUCUAUCAGCUAACCCAAAUCUGAUUUGAGAUACUUUGAGAGCCCGUCGGAGCUACAUAGGCUCCAUGACUAAAAUGAUAUGCAUUUUCAGUUUCCCGGUGGGAGGCGGAGAACAUCCCAUCUUGUUCCUCCCCACGUCCAUUCUUGGUGCGCCACGCUGCAGCUAAAAUCAAGGCGCACCUCUAGCUGCAGGCCGUGCUCUGGCUCGAUAUGUGCUUGACGAGAGCCCCUCCUGGGUUUCUCACCAGAACGAAAUUGUGCUGUACCUCCGUACCACUGCUGCCCAAAAGUUGUGGCCCCCCUGUCCGUGCUUCGCUGCUACAUCCGCGACUUAAGUCACUCUUACUGGUCUUGUUUACUAUGCCUUCUAAUUGAAUAGAGACAUCAGCUUAAACACGCUUCCUAACAGGAACCUUUUUAAAAAGGCCUAUCAUUGGAUAGUCCGUGCAGCGAGACAAAAUCAUUCUUGGCUGAUCAACAAAUGGCGGAAAGCCAGGCUCGCCCAUUUCAGGCCUGCCCAGCGUAGGUACCAGACGGGGAUCAUUGAAAGCUUAGGGCAAAUUUAGCCGCCUUGGCGAAUGCGGGACGUCGCCUAUUUUUGAGCCCCAAAUGACCCUCCCUCAAACCCGCCUAGAGAGCUCUCACAUUGUCAGCUUCCAUUCGAGAUGCAGUGAAGCUAAUGCAGCUUGAAUUUUCAGUUCAAUUGAGAAAAAAUAAAUUAAAUAAAUAAAAAAUAAAUAAAUUGAAAAAUCAAGAAGCCGCUCUUCCCCUUUCCCGUCUCAUGCUAUCAAUUUGUUGCUACUCCCCUUUCUUCCCCUAUUCAUGUCACUUUCGAAAGUAUAACAACAUCUACUCAUCCGAUCUUCCUCCCAUUUUCUUUCUCACUCUUGCUAUUUGUCUUGAAGAUAAAUUUGCCUUUUCGCCGGGCCUGUUCUUCUGUUCACGGGCAACAGCAGGGUGGUCGGCCAUUCAACCUCCUUCGCGUACUUGGGCGCUCCCCAUAGGUCUUCAUCAUGGCAUUACUCCUGCUUGCUUUGACCUGGGCCUCCAUGUGCGUACUACCGGGAAAUGCUCAGAAUGAUAACAUCGGGGUCAAGGUAGGGGUCAAUAUAGGGAACCAACCCUCAGCAGCUGCUGGCGGGAAGUCAGGCCGUCCUGCCUUAAUAGACAUUGAUGCAGCGAUACUUAUCUCAUGGUGCAAUCAUCAUCAUACACGGACCUGCCGCCGUCCCGGCUAUCCAGUUACUGUAACCGUCACCGAGACAAAGAAUCACACCAUCACAGUCUCUUCAACAGAAACUACAGUAACCACCGUCCCAACUACUACCACUGAAACUACCGUCACCACCGUCCCUACAACUACAACUGAGACCACUAUAACAACCACGACUGCUCCUGGCGAGACUAUAAGUAUAACUUUACCAGGCAGUUGUUCUACAGACACAGUGACACAGACUGCAACUUAUGCCGUCUCUCUCUGUCCAUCCCGCACAGUUAACCCCACCUUUACACCUACUGUUCCUGUUCCUACCGAUUAUAUCUGGGGCUGUCCUCCCGGUAAGUUAUGCAUCCCAAAUCGCAAUGAAGCGGAUGGAGACUGCAACUUCGAGGUUGGGCUUCCUUCACCCGAAUUCUUCUGCAGUCCAGAGGAGUGCCAUGACCCCCCUCCUCUUGAACCCUUCCAAGACGACUGGGAUCCUGAUUCAUCGGACAAAAUUAUCGUCUCACCACACUAUUACUACCUUAAUCCUCGACUAUUUGGACUGGACUAUGAUAUCUUCGAGUUCAGGAAUUCCACCCCGGAGGAGCCAUAUCCAACAUCCUACCCAGCCCAAUCUCCAACCCAGUACCCGCCACAAUAUCCAACUCAGAACCCGACCCAGUAUACUACAGCAGAGUAUACUACAGCAGGGUAUCCAACAGGGUAUGCGACAAAAUACGCGACAAAAUAUUCGACCCUGCAGCGAAGACAAACUGGCAAUACGUUGCCUCGCGCCUGCUAUUUUCAGUGCCAAGCUAGCGGCUUAGAAGCCGAAAAUAGCUUGCUUGCAGCCGUCAUCUGCGUCGAGAACUCGGCAUUUAAGGCACGUCUAGAAGCAUGCCAUCGGUGCAUUGCUAUCCAAGCCAAUACAAAGGAUCCUGAAAAAGAGCUACGAGAGAAAGCUCCGAACUUCGUGAGCAUAUUAGAUAUCUGUGAAGCGCCGCCAGGUGAAACAUCCCCACCCCCGGCGCAAAGCACUACUACUCCUACCUCAACACCGGACCCAUCCCCCACAGAAACUCCUACAGAAACGCCUACAGAAACUCCUACAGAAACUCCUACAGAAACGCCUACAGAAACGCCUACAGAAACGCCUACAGAAACGCCUACAGAAACGCCUACAGAAACGCCUACAGAAACGCCUACAGAAACGCCUACAGAAACGCCUACAGAAUCUCCUACAGAAUCUCCCACAGAACCUCCCACAGAACCUCCCACAGAACCUCCCACAGAACCUCCCACAGAACCUCCCACAGAACCUCCCACAGAACCUCCCACAACUCCGCCCUCAAAUGACCCAUCCGACACUGUCAGUCCUACCGAUGUCCCGUCGGAAACCACACCGCCGACGGAAACUGGGGCUGGAACUACUCCAACUGCCACCACAGAUCCACCAAGUGAAAUUCCUCCGGUAUCAAAUAGUCCCACACAAUCAAGUCGAGGUGGAGACGAAAUGUCACCAACUGAAUCGGGUCCAACUGGAGGGAGCCCUAGCGAUUCCCCCCCGAUUGACUUCCCAAGUAGCGCAAACUCUAUCCUCAUUCCAUCAUCAAAAUACUUUUUCAGCGCUGCUGCAAUGGCUGCAGCAGCGUUUACCCUGCUUUGAGACCUGCCCUCAAGCAAGAGUAUUUAAUUGUGUCUCUCACUGUUUUUUUCUUCGCUCCUUGACAAGUAUAUAUCCCGAAAAACACGGUUAUGUUGCAAGGAAAGUAAUUUGCUUUUUAAUCCUUUAUUUCAGCUUUUGCGGGCCCCUAUGAUACCAUAUUAUGUAGCUAAUAUUUUGCUAUGGCUCCUUUGGAUUCCUUUCAACUGGUUGCCAUACUCUCUCAGUUUUGUUUAUAAGCCUGGUCCCCAUCCUUCCCCGUUCUAUGCAGAUCUCUACAGAUAUAUUCCCCUUGGUAAUCAUACAAUAUUAAUAUAGUUAAUUUAAAUUUUAAUUCAGGCAUUUGUACGCCCUUUUUCUUUUUUCCUUUUUUUUUUCUAUUUCUUUUUUUAUUUUAUUUUAUUUACAAUACUCAUUAUAUAGAACACACAUCAAUUAUUACAGCAGCCUAUAGUGACAUUU
Messenger RNA from Blastomyces gilchristii SLH14081, 4483 nucleotides. RefSeq lists its product as uncharacterized. NCBI's taxonomy places the organism in Eukaryota, Fungi, Ascomycota, Eurotiomycetes, Onygenales, Ajellomycetaceae. Bases 2171 to 4024 code for a protein of 617 amino acids. The transcript has 2 exons. The record is from RefSeq and is a predicted model, not a curated record.